GUGGGGGAACUUUACUCUCACUAUUCAGACAGUACAGGUAUACCAUAAUAUCUCUUGUGUAUAUUCAUUCGAUUCAAACGCGUUUAGUUACUAUAAUCAAGAAGCCUUUAACUUUUUUUUUUGUUUUUUUUUUUUGUUUUUAAAUAAAAAAUUCCAUUUAAUAUUUAUUAAAACAGUGCAUUUAAAAAUUAAAAAUGACCAUGGAUAAUAUAAUGGAUAAAAUGCAUCGUUCAAAAAUGAAGGAAUUUGAUUGGAGAAUUCAUGUCGCAUGUGAUGAAGAUAUCAUGCCAAGCGCUGCACAAAUUCCUGGAAGUUUAGGAUCUUUUGGUAUUGGAUUAAUAGUCAUUUCUACAUUGUUAACAAUAGUUACACUAUAUCUAUCAAUUGAUGCUAUUUAUAAAAUAUUUUUCCAAAAUCAGACGAGGUCAUAUAAAAAAAAUAGUGCUAUUAUACUUUCUGUAUAUCCAAUUGCAAGUAUUUGCAGUUUACUUGCAAUAGCUAUUCCCAGGGCUCAGGUGCUGUCAGAGGCUUUGACUCAAAUCACCUUAACGAUCGCGUUAUACAGUCUGUAUCUCGUUCUAAUCGACGUUGGUCGACGAAAGAUCACGAAGGCACCACCAUUAAUGCUAAAUGUCUUGCCAUGUUGCUGCUGGCCCUGUCUGCCCUUUCCAAUUCUUCAGAUGACCGAAACUAAUUUGUCCUGGCUUCGAAUUUUUGUCCUGCAACUUCCUAUCGUUCAGACUUUGGUCUACGUAAUUACUCUUUUCAUGGCAAUGGAGGAAGCAAUUCUUGUGACAAGAUAUAGUGCUUUUUUGCAAACAUUUGCCGUAAUUAGUAUACUUCUGGGAAUAUAUGGACUGACCAUUACCACUAGGAGUCUGGAGGAAGUAGCCCCAGGAACCAACCUGAGACGUAAGACUGUGGUAACUCAGAUGGUUUUGCUGUUUUCCAAGCUGCAGGGAUUUAUCAUCAAAAGCGUAGCAAAUUGGACGUCACUCUUUCCUUGUAACCCACCUCUUUCACCAAACGCCUACGCCAGUGUUACUUAUAACGCACUGAUGGUAAUCGAAAUGUUGAUGCUUUGCUACGCGGCUCGACUGAUAUACAUCGAGGACGAGGAGAAAGAUGAUGAUGCCUCUACGACAGAUCGUACCAAAGAUAAUAAUCCAGGACUGGUGGGUGUGACGAACAACAACGACCAACUUCCUGUACAACUAGCUGCUUCCACUGCUUAAGGCCCUUAUCCCUAUAUUUAUAUACGAAAAGGGAAUAUAUUCAAUUUUUUUUUUUAUCGUUAUCGAAUGGAAAUGAUGAUGGAAUUCAUCAAUUCAUAAAGAAACCCAAGUCGAGGACACAUACAUGACAUAGGGAAGCGAGAGAGACGUUUUGCGUGGGUAUAUAUUGUAUACCUGAAUAAAUUCUCCUUCAUCUGAUGAAAACCUUUCUUUUCGUCAACAAUUAUCUUCGACCCUGCUGAAUUCAUUAAAAUAUAGUACUCGUGGAGAGAACAAAAUUAGAUAUGGUUUUUUUUUUUGUCAAAGGGUCACGCCUCACUGAAAUAUUGUUUAAAUUUUAGACAAUAAUCCUUUAUUUAAACAUUUGUUAUCAUUUUUUUUUUUUUGUUAAAAUAAUGUUUUUUUAAUUUUGUAAAUUAAGGAGGGUGGCGGGUCAACAUAAUCUCAAAAAACCGUCAAAGUUAAAAAAUUGUUUUUAACGCAAACAAAAAUAUAAUAAAUAUUAAUUUCAACCAAUUUUAGAAGAUCUAGAUUUACUCCUUUCGAAAAAAGUUAUUUUUUUCCAAAAUAUUUUUUCAAUAAUUAUUUUUUUAACAUUUAGUUUUUUUUUCUUUUAAAUCAGACAAAAAUUGCAAUUUUUAACCAAUUUUAAUAAACAAAAGCUCAUUUUACUAAGUGAAACAUUCUCU
This is a messenger RNA of Leptopilina boulardi, 1924 nucleotides long. Its product is annotated as organic solute transporter subunit alpha-like. Gene Ontology annotation, biological process: transport. The transcript has 6 exons. The record is from RefSeq and is a predicted model, not a curated record. NCBI's taxonomy places the organism in Eukaryota, Metazoa, Arthropoda, Insecta, Hymenoptera, Figitidae. The coding region runs from base 195 to 1235 and encodes 346 amino acids. Gene Ontology annotation, molecular function: transporter activity.